This is a messenger RNA of Anguilla rostrata (American eel), 7163 nucleotides long. RefSeq names its product zinc finger protein ZFP2-like. Lineage: Eukaryota; Metazoa; Chordata; Actinopteri; Anguilliformes; Anguillidae. The transcript is spliced from 5 exons. Gene Ontology annotation, biological process: regulation of transcription by RNA polymerase II. Bases 2079 to 4172 code for a protein of 697 amino acids. The record is from RefSeq and is a predicted model, not a curated record. Gene Ontology annotation, cellular component: nucleus. Gene Ontology annotation, molecular function: RNA polymerase II cis-regulatory region sequence-specific DNA binding; DNA-binding transcription factor activity, RNA polymerase II-specific.
CUGACAAAACAAUGUAUUUGACCUCAGACUUGUAAGAUGAGCUGAGCCAUAUUGUGUGACCUCUACCUGUGGAACAGCAGGGAUGUACAAAAUAUGAUGUAUAAUCCACAUCAAAAUAAAUGAGCUUGUGUAUUUAUAAGUUUGCAGAACUUUUUCCAUUUGCUAUUAUACACCGGCAUUUCCGAAUUCCCGUAUUAUUAUUGAAUACCUGAGGUCAAUCUACUGCAUUUCAGCAUGCACUGGGGUAAGAAAAGCACUCUAUUUUAUAAUAGUGUUGCUUGCAGCAUUUGUACAUGCAUUACAUUGGGGCAAAAUCAUGAGGUUAAGGGGUGGAAAGCCAUAACCCCCAAGUGCUGUAAUUGUAGGGAGGAACAUCUGGCCAUCUUUGAGGUUGUGUACUACAUUUGCAAGUGCAAAUUCUUUAAAGAUCUAUCACAUUCAGGAAUUUCUGUCUUUUCUCUUGAAUCUAUCCUUGGCCAACAUGAGAACCACCAGCUCAUUGAAAGAAAAGUUAUACAGCUUUUAGACGAAACUGGCCUAUAUUCCCGGAUUUAAUGAUGUGAACCAAGAUGCGAGCUGUUAUUAUUGCUUUGACCGGUGGAGGGCAGAACUACACGUGGGGGGCGAUUGAUUGCAUGAAGAAAUGGAGGGCGAAGUGGUGGAAGGAGGAAAUAAUAAAAGGAAAAACGGAAUUGAAAAUGAGGAUAAGGGUAAGAAAUAUGUAGUUGGAAUGAAGGUGGAUGUGAAGCCCAGGUCUGGAUGGGAAGCAAAUGGCGUUUUUAAUGAAGUCCAUGAAAUGGGGAGACUUGUGAAGAAGGAGACUGGGGAAGUUAGAGCAGUGAGGGUAACCAGGGGGGGAAUUGUAAUCAUGGAGUGUCAGUUGAAGAGACUGAGGGAUAAAGCGCUUAAAAUCAAAAGAUUUGGUUUGACAAAAGUCGUCAGUUUUUAAUGAGAGAAAGAGCACUACGGAAAGGUGUUAUUAGUGGGGUCCCGUUGUCAGUAGAUGUUGAUUGUUUCUUGGAGGUGGAGGGAGUUUUCGGGGCAAGGCGAAUGAAAAGCUAUAGGGAGGGUAAUGAACAAGAAAGUGGUGCAGUACUGCUAGAAUUUUUGGGAGAACUACCAGAGAGGAUUUAUUUAGAUUAUGUUUGUUACAGGGUGAGGGCAUUUGAGGGGGUUCCACUGAGGUGUUAUUGGUGUCAGGACUAUGGACACGUGGCAGCAGUUUGUAGAAAAAGGGUUCACAGGUGUAGAAGGUGUGGGAAAGAUGGGUGUUCAGAUGAGGAUUGCACAAUCUCUAAAGACAAGGCAAUAUGUUUUCACUGUGGGGGAAAUCAUGAAAUGGGAGCAAAGCAGUGUGAAAGAAGGAAGAGAGAAAGUGAGGCGGAAAGAACACAAGUGCAGAAUAAAAUAACAUAUUCAGAAGCAACAAAGAGAGUGAGGGCAGAAACGGGAACUGAGAGGAAAGAACAGAACAGAACAGAAUAGAACUGGACGGAUGUGAAGGGGGACGAAAUACCGGGAAUUUUGGCGAAAGGGUUUGGAGGGAGUCAUACGCCAGGAAUAUAGGGAAAUAAUAAAGAAUUGUGGUUCAGGUAUGGGAGGGUUGGGUUAUUGUUGAGAACUAAAAUUAGAUGACAAUGCAUACAGUAGGUGGCGGUAAUGCACUAGUUUGCAAACCGCCAUAAAACCCUGAGAAGAAGAAGAAGAAGAACUACGCGUGUUACCGUAUACACUCCCGGAAAAUCACUAUAAGAAGAAGACUGCAGGAGAGAAUUUUCUUAGUUACAGUACCAAACAGCAAGUACUAUACCUGCUAUCCGAAGGAAUUUGACAGCUGCGGAAAGCCAGCUUGGUAUUAACUAGUAGCCAUCGUCUCUAAUUUAGCUGCACUCGGUAGUCAGCUAUAGUGAAUUGUCGAUGUUUAUUUCUUUAAGCACUAUCAGUUCUUCAAUUUUGUUUUAUCAGUGAAUUUAGCGACGGUCCAACUGUAAAACGGGAAGUGUGGUGGAACUGACUGACUGUAAUAGCCAAUUAGAAUCUGUGGAAACUUCUCAGGCCACACCUCUUUGGGUUUAGAGAUGAAAGAAGAAUCUCUGCAGGAUGGCACAGAUUAUUCAGGAGUGGAGUUGAGAUCAGGUCUGAAGAGAACUGAAGACACAGAGGAAAGGAAAACUGAUCUUGGGAUGAGCUGGGAGGAAAAAGACAUUUUAUUCAAAAUAAAGAAAGAGGAAGAAUGGGAGUGGCAGAGUGAGGAUGGUGUGAGAAAUGAAGAAGUCAAGGGACUGUGGAGGGACCAAGAACAAGAGAGAGAUGAAACAUAUGAGCUGGAAGUUACCAACCAAAGGUUGCAAACUGACAGAGGGCUAGAUAAUUGUGGAAAAGUAGGUUGUAUGAAACAGGAAGGGGAUGACCUGUCACUUCAGGUCACUUCCUGUCUGUUGAAACAGCCUAGAUUACUAGUCCAUCAACUCAGAAUAACAGAUUCUUCAGUUCCUUUAGUUUUACCUCCCCACUCCAUUACCAGUGUUGGGGUCCAGACAUUGGUAGCUACAUGGAAACAGGAAGAGCUCUUGCCAGCAAGGAAAGAGAGAUCACUGAAGCAGAGGAGAAAGGUCAAGACCCGGAAGAGAAAGAAAUCACUUUUGGAUUCAUCAGAGAGAGAUGCCUCUCCUGAAUCCUCCAAUGGAUCUCAAAAUGCAGGAGAGAAUAGUCACUGUGCGGACAGAGAUGAAGAGGACUGGGUCAUGCCCCUCUGUGAGGCCUCCAGCAGUCCUGCCACCCCGUCCUCCUGCUGUGAUCGCCCACCCCAAGGCACCUCGCAGACGGACCAGGUCCAGAAACGCAGGCGCAGCUACCAGCAGUACUGGCACAGAGAAUAUAUGAUGGACUUUGACCCGCAACAGAACCGGAUGAACUGCAUGGUGUGCAGCAGCUCACUGGUCACCCUUCAGGUCAGCACCAUCAAGCGGCACAUCCGGCAGAAGCACCCAGGCUCUCUGCUGCUGACCCCCACUGACAAAGAGAGAAUCUGCAGGAGCUGGGCCGAGCACCUGGGACAGGACCCGAAACCCAGCCACGUGCCAGGCGGGACGACCAAGGUACAGGAGGAGUUGUUGGACAGCGGACAGAAUUCCAUAGGGCAGACUGGUGAGCUGCCAUCUCAGAUCUUUGUCUGCUCCCAUUGCCCAUUUGUUCACACGGAAGGAGUGAACCUUCAGCAACACAUUAAGGAGGCUCACCCAGAAGAGCACAGCAGGAGUCUAAAGUUUGGAGUAAACCAAGAAGGGAACCCACUGCCUGUCAGUAGGACAGAUCAACACCCCUCACCCAUUAAGACACACCCCACUCCAACACAGUCCCAUACAGGCACUGUAGGGACCUACAAAUGCUCUGUGUGUGGUCACAGUUUCAGAUAUCCCUCACUCCUGAAAAACCAUAUGCAAAUUCACACAGGUGAGCAGCAGCACCCUUGUCCCCUGUGUGGGAAGAGUUUUGAGCUGGAAUCCCUGCUCACAGAACACCUGCAGUCUUAUCAUGGAGAGCAGUUGUAUUCUUGCUCCCCAUGUGGGAAGAGCUUCACUUCUCCAUCAGACCUGAAGAGACACCAACAUAUUCACACAGGGGAGAGACCGUACAACUGCUCCCAGUGUGGGAUGAGUUUCAGCCUGCCGUUUACUUUGAAGCAGCACCAAUCGAUUCACUCUGGGGAGCGCCCAUUCCAGUGCUGCUAUUGUGGGAAGAGCUUCAGGCAAGCGAUACAGCUAACUCGACAUGAGCGAACUCAUACAGGGGAAAGCCCUUACCACUGUUUCCAAUGUGAAAAAAGCUUCAAAUCACCCUCAGACCUGACGAGACACAAGCGAAUUCACUCUGGCGAGUGGCCGUACCUUUGCUACCAGUGCGGGAAGAGUUUCAGUCAGUCCAGCAACCUGAUACAGCACCAACAGAGCCAUUCUGGGGAGCGCCCUUUCCGCUGCUCCCAGUGUGGGAAGAGCUACAGUCGGUCAAGUACUCUGACACUACAUCUGCGGACUCAUACAGGUGAACGGCCAUUCGUUUGCUCCCAGUGUGGGAAGUGCUUUACUAAAUCUUUUAACCUAAAGCAGCACCUUAAAACUCAUAGGAAAGCAUCUUCCAUUAAUACCAGGGUGGAGAAGAGCCUUGAUGUCUGACAAAACAAUGUAUUUGACUAUAAGUUUGCAGAACUUUUCCCAUUUGCUGUUAUACACUGGAAUUUCCGCAUGCCCAUAUAUUUCAGCAUGCACUGGGGUCAGAAAACAACUCUAUUUUAUAAUAGUGUUGCUUGCAGGGUUCUUCCUUUGUUGAAAUGUCUUAGGCAGACUGGCUUAAGUAUUUUUUUCAAGCCACCCAUAGGAGAAAUUGUGCCUAAAAACAACAACCUGAAAACAAUAAGAAACGGUCAAUGGAUUUAUUGGUAAAAUUUUGUUGUUCAUGAUAUUGAAUUUUAAGUUUUUUAACUUUUGACUGCUUUCAAGUUUACGUGCAACCGUAGAUACGCUAAAUUAAGUACAGUAGAAUCCGCUUAUUGCGUAAAAUAAGGAAACCGAGUGCCGACGACUGCGUAUACCACUCUGACGCCCACUGUCGACGUGAUGUUCAAUAGAAACCACCUCAAGACAGAGGAGGUGACUUCUUUGAUUGUAAACAUACGCUAAGAAAUCCUGCAUAGUAUGCCUUUAAAAAGAGUAAACAUGUUAACUUGGGUGUCAUGGUCAGAUUGCUGCAAGAACUGAUUCUACACUUGAUAUGUUUACAAAAUUGCCUGCAGUCCCUACCCAUCUUGAUUCCUUAGGUGUCCACUCUAAAAGAGCUUUGUUCUCCAUUCACUCACAUGCUUGAAUAAAGUGUUCCCCUCCAACGUGUUUGUUUCAACACUCUUACCCAGAGCUACUAGCACAACCUCCAGGGGUCCCCAUAAACACAUCAGCUGCACAGUCAAGUGACUAAUCAUACAAUUUUUUUAAUUGAGACAUUUAUAAAAACAAUUAGUUGAUAUUAUAUUAGGAGGAAGUAAAGUUAACAUGGGUGGUCUUAUAUGCUACAAAAAGCAUGUCUGAGCGAUAGAGUGAAGCAGUAUUCACCUGGUACACUGCAUACCGACGGACUGAAUUUAUGCACAACCUGCAAUUUAUCAAUAAACAAUAGACCGUACAUAGAAUUUAUGUCUGAGAUCAACACCAAGGGGGAAUCAUCUGUCAACAGAAGAAAAGACACUCUUGAGCGGUGACAUAAUUGUCAUUCAAGAUUUAACAGAUGCGUCCAAAUAUUCCACUGGAAAAAGUGGACAGUCCCAAAUUGCAUGCAUUUUUAAACUAGCAUGUAAUAAAUGGGGGUGGAGAGUGAUUCUGACAGCUCAAUAGCUUCGACAGAAGUAUACUACCUUUAAAGUAGAAGAUUUAAAGAACUGAUUGAAACAACUGACAACAUAUCUGUGGUCAUGGUCAAUUCAACAGAUGGCAAGACAAUUAUGUUUCACAUAUUUUAUUUGUUCUUCAAGGGAAAUCUCUCACAACUUAUCUGAAAGUUCUCCUUACUGACUGUGACCCUAACUGCCUUGAAUUACUCCUCAGUUGUGGAUAGCAAUAAGAAAUUCUUAUUGGAUUGUAAUAUUUUGAAAAUGUGACUCUAUUGGUGUCUGACAAUGGAAGUUAUAUGUUAAAGGCAAAUAAAGACAACCUUAGAAGCUUGUUGCAAAAUUCAGUGCAUUUAACUUGCAAUGCCCACAUCGGCAUGAGCGAGUAGUGUUUGGUCAUCUAAUUUCCCUAAAGCUGACACUUGACUUGUGGUCACUGUCAAGGAUCAGGUGAUUCCUAGCUACCGGUCACCGCCAGGAUCAGGUUCAAAGUUCUGACCCUGGCCUACACUGCAGCUGACAGGACAGUCCCCUCCUACCUACAGGGCAUGAUUCAACCCUGCUGUGCUGCAGCCGGGUGACUUGCACCCCUUGCCAUCUGGAUGAUAGUUCUCGCUCGUCCCAACCACAGAGCUUAUCCACCCUAGCUCACCAGUGGUGGAACGAACUCCCCGUUCCUCUCCGAACCACUUGUUCAUUGCCCAUCUUCUGCCUUGGUCUGAAAAAGCAUAUCUUCAAACUGUAUCUGGACUAGCGAUCACUACUCUGCAGGGCACUCACAAUCUAGGAUCGUUCCUAUCAGAUCACUUAUCACUCAGAUCCUUCUCAUUUGUUCCUGUAGCACUUUGUUACACUUGUAUCUCCAUCCAGCACUUGUAUUAUCUUGAUGUUGCAGCUCAUCGUCAUGUCUCCUAGUUCGACUUACCAUAACUUUCUGACCUAGCCUAUGCUUGCUGUGUGAAUGGGCCUCAUUCGCAAAACAUGUACGAUCACAUUUGAUCGUAAACUGCAUGCAAGAACGUUCUCAAGAAUAUUUUGGCAUUCAUAAUUUUCUUUCUUAUCUGUAUUUGUUCAUGGCUGUUUCCUUAUGCAAAUCACAUGAACAGGAUUGCACAUACAAUUUACAAACAACCAGAAUUCAUCAUCCCAUAUACCUGGGAUACGCACAAAAACAAAGGUCUGCACGUCAUGAAUUUAAUUGUUUUUUUGUAGGAACCUUUUUAAGAACAAAAGUGAGAAUAAUUUAAGAAAUGUUUGGUCAAUGAGGUCCAAUGUGUUCAUGGUUAUGGAUAACUACAUAAUGAGUAUUGUAGCUGUGUUUUGUAGUUGUUCCAAUGACUUUCAGUAUGCACUUAUUGUGUCACUUUGGAUAAAAGCAUCUGCCAGAUAAAUGCAAUGUACAGUGGUGAAUUCUAAAAUGUUCAUCAGAUUGUUCAAACAUUCCUUUAGAAACUGGCUAUGAGGCCAUGUACGCCCAGGAUCCUGAAAGCAACUGAUGGACAAAGACCAAACAAUUACUUCCAAUUUAAAGCGUGUUUAAGACUAAGAGGUCACUGUGUGGUUAUUCAAUAUUCACGCUAUAUGACUAGACACAACCAAUCAUUUACUUUGUUAAAUCUAUAUGCUUAUGUAAUUAACCAUAUACCAAUCAGACAUAGAAUUAUGUGUUAUUGGUAAAACACUUUUUGCUUAUUAGCAAGGAUUGGUCGUUUUCUUCAGUUUCGUCUUGUUGGUCUUGUUGUAAGUGCUGGACACUUUCUGCAGAAAUAAAUGUUAUUUCCUAUAUGGA